Molecule: messenger RNA, 2341 nt
Organism: Brassicogethes aeneus
Lineage: Eukaryota; Metazoa; Arthropoda; Insecta; Coleoptera; Nitidulidae
Source: the annotation of a GenBank genome assembly
UUUGAAACCUAACCACGAUUAUAUUUAAACCAGUUUGGUUUUAGCGAUAAUUUUGGUUAUUUUUAUACAAUAUAGGUCGAUGGUUUUAAACCAUUUGACACAGAACAUAAGCCUUUUGAGCACGGGACCUGCAAAUGAGUUUAAAAAGUCUAUUGCGCUAUGCUUAUCUAAUUACCUGUUAUCAACAUAACAGUGUUGUCAAAAUUGACAGUUUAUAAAGAAAAAUGUCAAAAUUUGUGUAAUAAAAUGUUGAAUAGUUUUGUGCCCCGGUCGGAGGAAUCAUUACACCGUGUAAUUUACAUGAUAGAUACCCAAAACGAAACAGACAUAUAGGUGAAAAUGAAGGUGCGAGAAUCGCAGAGUGAAAAUCAUACGUGAGUGUGGUGUACACCAUUCGCAUGCGCAUGCGCUCGCGGUGGCGAUGGCGAGCUAGGGCGUGCGGUGCGGUGUGGUCCUCGACAGUUAAUAUAUCCGGCAAGAAUUUGUUGGUUUGCACAAUAGUAUCGAUAGCGUGGCUUGCCGGUUUAGAAGACACUUGUGCAUUGUUGUUUGUUGGAAUAUAGUGAGUGUAUGUUAGUAAAAAUGCAGGAGUACACACAAGUCACAUCGCCCAACUACUCGUUUCUGUUUAAUUUCGAAUCGGAUUUUAUUCAUGAAAAAAGCCAUGAGUGGAUGAUAGACAACUGGACAUGGGGCUUCUACUAUUGCGGGAUCUACAUGAUCCUUAUAUUCGGCGGGCAGUUUUUGAUGCAGAACAGACCCCGGUUCGAUUUGCGAGGUGUUUUAGUCAUUUGGAACACGAUGUUGGCAACGUUUAGCAUCGUCGGUGCUAGCAGAAUGGUGCCGGAGUUCUUCCACAUUCUCACCCAACACGGGAUCUAUCACUCGGUCUGCGUGCCUUCGUUCAUCGAACUGGACAAAGUAUCCGGCUUUUGGACGUUUAUGUUCGUGCUCAGCAAGCUUCCGGAACUCGGAGACACGAUCUUCAUUGUGCUUAGAAAACAGCCCCUGAUCUUCCUCCACUGGUAUCACCACAUCACCGUCCUCCUCUACUCGUGGUUUAGCUACACGGAAUAUAGCGCCAGCGCCCGUUGGUUCAUUGUGAUGAAUUACUGUGUCCAUUCGAUCAUGUACUCCUACUAUGCCCUUCGAGCCAUGGGCUAUCGUCCACCCAAACAAAUUUCCAUGGUUAUAACUUUCCUUCAACUCCUCCAGAUGGUUAUUGGUUGUGCAGUAAACUUCUGGGUUCUUCAGCUGAUCCAAGGUGGAGCCAAGUGCCACGUAACCCCACUUAAUAUUAAGCUUUCAAUUGCCAUGUACUUUAGUUAUUUUAUGCUAUUUGCCAGGUUCUUCUACAAGGCCUACUUGUCUGGAGAGAAGCGCACAACGAAAAUGCCAACUGGCUCUGACUACCCCCUGUCAAAAUCCAAAGUACAUUAGUGUUUUAAUGUAGCCAAAAUGAACUUUCUGUACAAUAUUUCCAAUUGUUUUUGUAGGAAGUGUCGAAAGGACAUUUAUUUACAUGUAUUCUUACAGAAGUCACUAUAUCACAAAAUUAUUUAUUGAAAAUAUUUUUUUACAUAACAAUUGGUGUGGAUGUUUGUGAUUGCCUGGAAAAAGGUAUGUUUUAAAAUAUUUACUUAGUGGAUAUUAUAUCCACCAACCAUAAAAUUAAAAGAAAAAUGUAAAUAAUUUGUAUAUUAUUAAUUAAUUAAGAAAGACAUGUCUUUUCGACUUAUGCAUGAGGGUAAACUGUUUUAUAAAUUACCUCAAUAAUGAACAUAAUUGUUAUUUAGGUACCUAACUACAGCUACAUUUCCUUUGAUUGUGCAUUUAAUUCUGUGAAAAUUUUACCAAUCAUGGUUUCAGGGUUAAUUUCCAGAUAUCACAAAAUAAAAAUAAUGCCAAACUAUUAUAUCCUGCUGUGAUUAAUAUUUAUUAAGUUUCCAAUAGGUUUCCCGAAAAUAUACACACGCGGGAAAUCACGUUUUUUACAAUAAUGAAGAGAUGGAAUGUAAAUUUUUAUUAAAACAAAAAAAAUUUGAUGUUUUUAUAAAAAUUCAGAUUUUUUCAAUUUAUUGACUAAGCAAAAAAAAGAUUAUUUAAAGUGUGAAGCUUUUUUUGUGGUAUCAGAACUCUAAUUCAAUUGGGGAUAGGUUUUGUUAAAGCUAGUCAUAUUUAUAAAAUAUUGUUAAUCAAUAUUUUUUUAUUGUUUAUAACAUGUUUAGGUUUUUUAGUAAAUUAUUUUUAAUACAUUAGAAGUAUUUUAAAUUGAAAAAACAUUGUGAAAAUGCUUUUAAAAAAUAAAAUAGCCAAUCUAAAAAUAAAUUAUUUUUCACUU